This is a messenger RNA of Plodia interpunctella (Indianmeal moth), 2090 nucleotides long. RefSeq lists its product as uncharacterized. Gene Ontology annotation, biological process: regulation of cyclin-dependent protein serine/threonine kinase activity; mitotic cell cycle phase transition. Bases 36 to 1544 code for a protein of 502 amino acids. Gene Ontology annotation, molecular function: cyclin-dependent protein serine/threonine kinase regulator activity. NCBI's taxonomy places the organism in Eukaryota, Metazoa, Arthropoda, Insecta, Lepidoptera, Pyralidae. Gene Ontology annotation, cellular component: cyclin-dependent protein kinase holoenzyme complex; nucleus; cytoplasm. The transcript has 5 exons. The record is from RefSeq and is a predicted model, not a curated record.
ACAUUGGAUUUGUAGCAAAAACAGUUACAACGGUCAUGCUGGUCGUGAUCGUGUGUACAAAAAAUAAUUUAAAAUUGUGGUGGUGUAGUGUUUUAGUUAAAAUGGAGGCUAAUAAAGAGAAUGUGCAUAGACUAAAAGCAAUUACAAGAAUACCUUUGCCUAUUGAACCACUCCCUGCACUGCCAAAACAUUUAGUCGAAAGUAAGAGGACAAAUUCAAAGAAAGUGAUCCAGAACGAAAGACAUCCUUUGAAAACUAUCAACAAUGAUAAACACCCGCAAUUGUCAUUACCAGGAACCAGCAAACCUGUGAAUAUGAUUGUAAAACAAAAGAAUAUGUUAAAACUUGAUACGAGGUUCGUUACAGUACGACCAAAGGAAGACGUGCAAUGGUCUUACAACGUCUUUAAAGACGAUAAGAAAAGAGAUAGUAUUAUUUUGAUUAGUGAUGAUGAAAAUGAAGAAUGUGUUGUGAUAAAUGUGGAUAAGAAACAAAGGACUAGCGACGCGCGAACAGCGGAGACUCCUGCUUUAAAAUCCACAUUGGAGCCGAAUAGAGUGAAGAAUAUUAAGAGAAGUUUGAAGAGACCACAUAGUAGGGAGUUGCAAGGGUUAUCACCGGUAAGCAAAGAGCCAAAAAAAGGGGAUGAAAAGGUACGACGGCGAUUGUCUUUCACUGAGACGAUCCAGGACAAAUUGAUGUCACCAGAUUUCUGGAAGAAGGCGUACAUGAAAUGUCUAUGCCGGGAGUACACUGAGGACAUGUUCCACCAUCUGCUGAGCUCGGAGAAAAAGAUCCAAAUCCCCAAGAUAUCUAGCACCAUGCGCGCAUGCGUCGUCAACUGGCUUAUGAAGAUCAAUGGCCCCAACGGCAACCCAGCGAUAGUGCAAACAGCCAGCUGGUAUCUGAACUCUGUGCUGUCCAACAGGCAAGUCCCGAUAGACCAGUUGCAGCUAGUCGCUGCCGCUUGCUACUGGAUAGCUCACAAGCUGCAAGGACCUGGCUUGCACGCGCAGAGGCUGGUCAAGUACUCGAACCACGCGUUCACAACCAGAUCGCUGCUGUAUGCGGAGAAAGCCGUGUUGGAGAGAUUGAAGUACCCUCGCCACCCCAUCGUGCCUCAAGACUUCAUCACCUACCUAUCCUGGUGGUGUGACAGCAAUCACCCGGGGGAGAUCGAAGUUGGCGCCACUUUCCUGUGCAUGUGCGGUGUCAUGGCGGACAAGCAACUAUCCAGUGAAUACCCCUCAGUGAUCGCUGCGGCGGCUGUGAAGAAUGCCCUGCUGUUGCUAAGGAAGGUUGAGCUGAUACCGCGAUUGCAGAAUUGCCCCGUGUUUAAAACAGCUGAAAGUAAAGCAGAGAGCCUAUCCCAAACAUGCUCCUUGCUCCGCCGCGCCGCCCGCGCCAUUGCCUCAGUCGGGUACGAAUACAGAGCCCCAUUUGAACAGUAUGGAGUACCUCCCCAUUACAUCGCUCACAGAAUACUAAACGCAGCCACCGAAUCGACCAUAUAUGAUGCGAGGAAUACCGCUAAUCUCCAUUAAUUCUAAAUUUAAAUUUGGCUGAAUUGUUUUACUUUUAAUUUUAGAUCAAUCUGUGACUGGAAUUUUAAAUGUAACUGGCUAGUGAUUGGAUAUAAUUAGGUAAGUAUAUAUCAUUGUAUAAAAUAAAUAGAUGAUUUUUUUUACACUUAACAUGAAAUACCUCGUAGAAUUAACAUAAAUUAUUUUAUUAUUUGAUGUUGUUCAACAUUAUAAUAGAAUAUAUGUUGAUAAACAUCUAUUAGAGACAGACAUUGAUUUUUUUUAUUUGAGGGUUAACUUUGUAAGAAUUAAUGUAUUACUUUCUUUACUAAUUUGACUUAGUGAGACUAUAAUACCUAUAACUAUUACGCAUUAUCUCAUUGUGUUGACUAAACAAGACUGAUUUAUUAAACUUUUUAAAAACUUGUAAGACUUUUUAAAUAUAAAACUUUUUCUCAAUGAUAAAUGAAUUAGAUUUUAAAUGUAUUACUGAAACAAUUGUAAGUAAUCGGAAAUGACGGUAUAGGAAAAAUUAAAUUGUGAUCAAAAUAAAUAAAAAAAAACAAA